AUGGCGAUACCGGGCACAGCGAGGUCGAAAGACGAGUUGGCGGAGAGGUAUACCAUCAGAGACCACUGGAAAUGCAUGGCGGCCUGCCUCCUGCUGUCGCUCUGCCCCUUCCAGUAUGGACUCGAUUUUGGGCUGAUCGGGGGCAUGCAAGCCAUGGUUGGGUUCCUUCAGGUAUUUGGGUACCAAGACCCCAACGUCCCCGGUGGGUGGAACAUAUCGACGGAGCGCCAGCAGCUCAUCUCAUCGCUCAUGACGCUGGGGGCAUUUGUGAGUUCGUCACUGGCUGGACCCAUCGCCACUGUCAUUUCUAGGAGGAUGACAGUCUGGGCGGCCAGCGCCAUGUGCAUCGUUGCGAACGUGAUCAUGAUGGCUACGACGAAUAUUGGAGGGCUGUAUGCGGGCCGUCUGAUUCUGGGUCUUGCCAAUGGAGUGUUCAUGACAUUUGGGCAGUUGUAUAUCCAGGAAUGCUCGCCGGCCCGGUACCGCGGCUUCCUCAUCUCGUCCUUCCAGGUCUUCACCUCUGUCUCCACCCUGGUUGGCACCGUCGUCGACAACUUUACUGCCAAGAUAGUCGGCCGGAACGCGUACUUGAUCCCUCUUGGUCUCAUUUACAUCCUCCCCGUUAUUAUCUCCGUCGGUCUACUCUUCGUGCCCGAGUCCCCUCGUUGGCUGGCUCAGCACGGUCGUCAAGACGCGGCGCGCAGGGCGCUACGGUGGUUUCGUCCAGGUACAGAAGGAGAAAUUGAUGCGGAGAUGCACGACAUUGUAACGGCGCUGGAGUUGGAGAUUGUGAGGGAGAGGAGCAUCGCCGUGUGGGAUAUGUUCCGGAAUCCGAUCGAUCGGAGGAGAACCAUCUUGGCCGUUUGUACAGUGGCGGUGCAAGGGUCGUCUGGGGCCAUGUUCAUCAUUGCAUUUGGCACAUACUUCUUCCAGAUGGCAGGCAUCGGCGAUGCCUUUGAGAACUCGUGCAUUUUGAUAUCGGUCGGCGUCAUAGCCAUCUUAAUCAACAGCGCCAUUAUCACCCGUUACGGUCGUCGUCGCGUGUUUUUGGUCACCGGCCUCACGCUUUGUGGCCUCACCCAGCUACUCAUGGCCGUUGUGUACCAAGUCAACCCUGGCGCUCAAUCCACCGGCCAGGCCGUUGUUGCAUUGGCUAUUCUGUACAUUUUCGCAUACAACGGCCUGGUAUCCACGUACGCGUGGAUCUCCGGUGGCGAGCUGCCUUCCCAGCGACUGAGGAGUUAUACGUUCGGUCUUGCUACAGCGGUCGGCUUUUUCGUGGCCUGGCUUACGACAUUUACGGCGCCGUACUUUAUCAACCCCAACGCUCUCAACUGGGGCCCUAAGUAUGGGUUUAUAUGGGCACCGUCGUGUUGGGUUUCGGCUCUGUGGGUGUACCUGUUUCUCCCCGAGGUCAAGGACCGCACCUUGGAGGAGAUUGACGAGAUGUUCGAGGCAAAGCUUCCAGCCCGGAAAUUCCGCAAGUAUGUCUGUGUUGGUCGGUAUGGGGAAGAUGUGAGUGCGGGGGUUGGAUCUGAGAAGGACGGUCCAGAAGUGAUACACGAGGAGGUUCCCAAGGUUUGA
Messenger RNA from Dichotomopilus funicola, 1584 nucleotides. RefSeq lists its product as uncharacterized. NCBI's taxonomy places the organism in Eukaryota, Fungi, Ascomycota, Sordariomycetes, Sordariales, Chaetomiaceae. Gene Ontology annotation, molecular function: carbohydrate:proton symporter activity. Bases 1 to 1584 code for a protein of 527 amino acids. The transcript is spliced from 7 exons. The record is from RefSeq and is a predicted model, not a curated record. Gene Ontology annotation, biological process: transmembrane transport; carbohydrate transport. Gene Ontology annotation, cellular component: membrane.